UGCACGAUCCGCGCUGGGAGCGGGACACACACGCCUGUUCUUUGGGCCAGCUGGAUUCUGUCGGGAAACUCUUAGUGAUAGUGAUGCCAAAAGGGUCUUGUAGCCAAAACUGUUUGCACAAUGUAGAAGUAUAUCUUUUAAAAAUAUAGUCGCAGUAAGAGAAAGCGAGAUUUCCUUUGACUGAAGCCUCCUUUAAGCGCGCGCGGAGACAGUCGCCCUUGCAAAAAUGAAUCUUAUUGGAAGUUACCAGCAUUAUCGUCUGAUGCGCGAAGCUUUCCCAUUAGUGCCACGGUGUCAUCAAGAUAAGCCUUAUUUUCAGAGCUGGCUUGUAAAUCAUUCAGAAAUCCCAGCGGAAUUCCAGUUACAAACUUCUUACUCUGCUGAAGUCGGAUCUCCCGGUCCGGUCCGUGCCAGUCCCGCCGAGUUGUUCUCGUCAAGGAUGGGGAAGCGAAGAGCUCCGGGCCCGAAGAAGGAGCGGCGAAGGACCGAGAGCAUCAACACGGCCUUCGCGGAGCUGCGCGGGUGCAUCCCUAACGUCCCCGCGGACACCAAGCUGUCAAAGAUCAAAACGCUACGGCUGGCCACGAGCUAUAUCGCGUACCUCACAGACGUGCUGGCGCAAGACUCCGCGGGAGCGGAAGAAUUCAGCGCUGAAUUUAAGACAUUUGACAGUAGAAAUCUGAAGAGGAAACGGGAAAUGAACGAAGGCCAGCAGGAGUCUUUAGGACACGAGAGGAAGAGGAGCGGGAGGUCGGGAUGGCCGCAGCACGUCUGGGCUCUGGAACUCAGCCCGGGGUGAGCCGGGGCGAGCAGGAGCGAGCAGGAGCGCAAUGUUGGAUCAGACGUGGACUCAGAUGAAGAUGUGUGUAUGAACAACUUGUUUUGACUUUUGGAUCAUAUUCUCUCAGAUAUUUAAUUGGAUAAAAGGUAAAUGUGAGCACUGUUGGAAUGUUUUCCCUGAUCAGCGAUCAUAUAUUAAUUUUGAAAAUCUACCUCAAGGAGUCCGCCAGGACCAGU
Molecule: messenger RNA, 1017 nt
Organism: Electrophorus electricus (electric eel)
Lineage: Eukaryota; Metazoa; Chordata; Actinopteri; Gymnotiformes; Gymnotidae
Product: heart- and neural crest derivatives-expressed protein 1-like
Biological process (GO): regulation of transcription by RNA polymerase II; heart development
Molecular function (GO): protein dimerization activity; RNA polymerase II transcription regulatory region sequence-specific DNA binding; DNA-binding transcription factor activity, RNA polymerase II-specific
Source: RefSeq, a predicted model, not a curated record